UUAACUGCAGCUGGAAAAAACAUGACUGUCAAAGGAACUUUCUUUUUGCUUUGGAGAUUUUUUUGGCUUUUGCUAUACGUUAAUCCCUCUAUCACAUAUUCGCUGAAAAAAUGCACCAUAAUAUAUCAGGAGAAUUCAUCCGCUGAUGUUUUGGUGGAUUGUGCAAACAGGAAACUUAUAACUUUUCCUGAUGAUAUCCCUAAAUAUGCUACUUCAUUAGAUCUCUUAUACAAUGACGUUAAAAGAAUUAACAGGGAAGAUUUAAGUGAGAUGUCUAAUCUGAAAAACCUGAAUCUAAGAAGUAAUGAAAUUUCUCAUGUGGAUGAUAGAUCUUUUAAUGACUUGACCUCAUUGAAAAUUCUCUCCAUUCGUAGUAAUAGACUAACCAACCUGACAAACAAUAUGUUUCAGGGCCUGUUCAACCUCACUGUACUUGACCUUCAUGAAAACCAAAUUAAUCUUAUUGAAAACUCUGCUUUAAAGUUUCUAAUCAGCUUAGAGUUCUUAGAUUUGAGUGACAAUCAGCUUUGCAAAAUCACCGACAUUAUACCUAUCCUACAGCUACCGCAAAUAAGGAGGCUUAGCCUAGAUUGUAAUCAUUUUUCUACUUUUGAGACCCAGGACCUACCGAUGAAUCUGUCUUCAAGCCUAAAUGAGUUGAAGGUUUCUAGUUCUAGCCUAGAUUUUUUCAGCAUAACAACAUCAAUCUUUCCCUUCCUCCAGAAGUUCGAUGUUUCCAGAUGUGGGUGCCCAGUACCAGCAAAGUGUGAUGUACCUGACAAAGCUUUAGUUAAAAAUAUCACACAGCUUAUCUUAAAAGCAGUGUCCUAUGAAUGCAUUGAACAACUCCUCACAAAUCUUUUAUCUUUGCAUCAUUUGCAGUUAAGUAAAAUGGAGGAAUAUAUUAGAAAAGGACUGCUGUCAAAAGUCUGCAAAAUAACAAAAGUUAAGAGACUGGAUUUGUUUGACAAUGAUCUUGACAAUUUCUCCACUGAGCUUUCAACAUGCUAUCAGCUCACAACACUGGAUCUGUCAAAGAACAGGAUAGCUGAAUUACCAAAAGGGUCGAUACAACAAAUGGAGCUACUGCAGUCCUUAAACGUGAGUCACAACCUUCUUUCCAAAGUUCCCCACGAUGUCCGAAGCCUUGCCUGCCUUAAAAUCUUAGACUUGAAUUCCAAUCGCAUCUUGGAGUUAACCUGCGAAGAUUUUAUGAACGCAACAAAUCUUACAGAGCUUUACCUAAACGAAAACCGUAUUGUCAAACUUGAUAAGUGUGUUGUUCAAAAUCUCACAGAUUUAAAGCGUUUAGAUUUGAGUAAUAAUCUGCUCCGGAAAUUUGGAGACACAUUUAAAGUUGCUUUAAAAAAACUGGAGUUCUUGGAUUUGACAGAUAGCCAUAUAUUGUCUUUAAAGACAAAGGACUUUCAGAGUUUGGAGUCACUUAAGCAGUUAAAUGUUGCUACAUACUUUUUUACUAAGACGAAACCUAAAAAAGCUCUUUUACAAAAAGAACCUGUCAUUCGUGGAUUACAGCAGCUAGAAAACUUUACAAUAGAAUUCACCUAUGAAGACGCUUUGACAGUUCCCAAUUUAAGCAGUUAUAAGGCUGAAAAUAUUCCUUUCAAGUCAAUGAAAAGACUGACAGCUGCUUGUUUCGGGGAUCAUACCGGCCUUCCCUUCAACAUACCAACAGAAAUGCUUAAUGGAAUGGAAAAUUUGGAGACUUUUACAGCUGUGAAUAUCUAUGCUUUCCCUCCAUAUGUUGAUAUGUUUAUGUUUAAUACAAAACUCAAGAGUCUAUCAUUUGCCGAAACGGAUCUGUCAAAAAUGAAUCCUGAGUUAUUUCAUCCAAUCCAGAACUUACAGGCUUUGGAUCUUUCCAAUUCUAAGUUGAUAUCUUUGGAUUUCCUUGUAAAGGCCAAUCUUUCUGCUCUCAGAUUCCUAAAACUGAGCAACAAUGAGCUUACUGUGAUUAAUGAGACUGUCUUCCAGUCUCUCCCCUCUCUAACGUACUUGGACCUGAGCAAAAACCCGUUUACUUGUGAUUGUUCAAAUGCAGGUUUUAUCAGAUGGGCAAAAAGCAACAAGCAAACACAAGUGGCAAACACGCAUCAGUACAUAUGUUCCUUCCCUGUCAACGAGCAAGGACAUUUUUUACUAGAUUUUGACAUUCACUACUGUUUGAACAAUGGCAGCUUUUUUUACUUCAUUUCCAGCACUUUUCUGGUUGUUCUUACUCUCCUUAUAUCCUUCAUCCACCACUUCCUGAAGUCGCACCUAGUCUAUGCAUUCUACCUAUUCAAGGCCUAUCUGUAUGACAGUAGGAAGAGGAUGAAGGAAGGCCCUCAUAAAUUUGAUGCCUUUAUUUCCUACAAUGCCCAUGAUGAGGACUGGGUUUACAGCAAGAUGGUUCCAGUGCUAGAGGGAGAGCAGGGCUGGAGACUUUGUCUGCAUCACAGAGACUUCCAACCAGGCAAACCCAUCUUAGAUAACAUCACAGAAGCCAUAUAUGGCAGCAGGAAGACCAUCUGCGUGAUCAGUCGACAGUACCUUCAGAGUGAAUGGUGCUCCAGUGAGAUUCAAAUGGCCAGCUUCCGUCUCUUUGAUGAGCAGAAGGAUGUGCUUAUCCUGCUGUUUUUGGAGGAGAUCCCUAGCCAUCAUCUGUCUCCGUAUUACCGAAUGAGGAAGCUGGUGAAAAGAUGCACCUAUCUGAGCUGGCCUCAGGCUGUGCAACACCCAGGAGUCUUCUGGCAAAAUGUCCAGAGAGCUCUGCAAACAGGGGAUGUUCUCACUGAGAACAAUGACCUGCUGCCCGGACCAGGAGGCUGCUGAGAGAAAUAAAGGACCAACAGUGUAUCAUGAGAAACAAAAAUAACUGAAGUAAAUGAGGAAAUAAUCCCACUGUCAAUUUGAAGAAACCUACAGUAUUUAAAGCAGAUAAUAUUAGUUAAGAAAACCAUGCCAAUGAUUGCACAUGUUUAUUAUUAGCCUUUUAGAUUAUAUUAGCUUUAAACAAGUAUUUGUUUCAUAAGCAAAACAGAAAGCUAAGUUGUAGAGUUUGAAAAAAAAAUAUAAAGAUUGAAUAUCAAAUUUGUAGAGGAGCAAUAAUGCCACCAGUUGGGAUUCAUUAAUAUAGAAACCUUUCUGAUUCAGGGCUUGCUUUGCUAUUAGAACCCUUAAUCCAAACAGUUAGGUAGCCUCAACAUCUUGAGGAUAAAUAUUAUAUCUCAUUGAGUGUUUUUAUAUAUUUUUUAUAAAAAUAAAAAAGACAUAUAAUAUUUAUAACAUACUUUUUAACUAUUUAAAAAAAAAACACACAAAAAAAAACGGAUGUUGGAUUUUCUUUCUGUUCCUCUCCAAAGUACCAGUGAAGGAUCAACAGCUCCUCCCAGUGUUUAUUUCUUACCAACACAGGGCAUGUGCAGAAUUGGCUCACAAAUUAUGCUGGUGAGAUAUUCUUAAUAUAGAGAUGUCAAAAAAACCGAACCCUGUUUCUUGCAAUGUUCAUAUCAAUGAAAUAGAACUUUGUUUUCCUUUACUGACACAGUUUAAGAUGUGUAUUUCAGAAAUGAUCAUGUAUGAUAGUCUGUACUGUUACUUUACAUUAAAAAGUUCCUUUAUUAUUGGAAACCAAUGUGACAGUAAAAGAAAUAGCUGUGUAAAGAAGUGAGACCUGAACAGCCAUCACUGCUCAAUUUGAAAAUUUUAGAAUUUACUAUUCAACAUGAAGUCCUGCUCUUAUGCACGUUGAUUUAAAUUCUUCUCUUUGUUUUAUACAUUUUCCAACUAACCAUUCAAGUUGCAUCUGGGAAACUUUAAUACUACUGAAUUUAAUUUUGUAAAACAAAAUUAUAAAAGUAUCGCUUUAUCCUGUAGAAACAGUGCCACUUAGGAGUCAUGUCUGUUAUUUUAUCUGAAGCUACAGUAUGUUGGAGCUCUAGAAACUGGCCUGCUCUUGAUAAACCUUUAGUUUAAAUCAGUGGUAAACUUUUAUUGAAUUUUACCUUUAGUUGUCAGGUUGUAGCCUAGUUUAUGAUGCUUAAUCAAUAUUUUGUAUAGCUUUUUAAAUUAAUCAUUGUUAGAUUUGAGUUAAAUUGAAUUAUUGGUUUCAGUGAUCGCUGUGUUUUGCAAUUGUUCUUUAUUCUUUAAGUGUGUCGAAUAAUUGUAAUGUUGAGUCAUAAUAAAUAUUAUCAA
Messenger RNA from Cyprinodon tularosa, 4197 nucleotides. RefSeq names its product toll-like receptor 13. The record is from RefSeq and is a predicted model, not a curated record. Gene Ontology annotation, cellular component: membrane. Gene Ontology annotation, molecular function: protein binding; transmembrane signaling receptor activity. Lineage: Eukaryota; Metazoa; Chordata; Actinopteri; Cyprinodontiformes; Cyprinodontidae. Gene Ontology annotation, biological process: immune response; toll-like receptor signaling pathway; inflammatory response. The transcript has 3 exons. The coding region runs from base 22 to 2835 and encodes 937 amino acids.